Diatraea saccharalis (sugarcane borer) is the source of this 1914-nucleotide messenger RNA. Lineage: Eukaryota; Metazoa; Arthropoda; Insecta; Lepidoptera; Crambidae. The record is from the annotation of a GenBank genome assembly.
AUGCACCUGAUCUGGGCACGUCAACACAACAGGAUUGCAGGCGAGCUUCAGAUGCUGAACCCCAUGUGGAAUGACGAGAUCCUCUACCAGGAAUCCAGAAGGAUAGUCGGUGCACAGAUGCAACAUAUCACCUAUAACGAGUUCUUACCUGCAAUACUGGGUAACGAUGUUAUGUACGCACUUAAUCUGACGUUACUGCCAGACGGACACUCAAAUGUAUACGACCCAUCCGUGGAUCCCACCGUGGCCAACCACUUCUCAGCGGCUGCCUUCAGAUUUGCACACACACUUUUACCGGGUUUGAUCCACAACGUAGACGCGAGUACGGGCAACAUCAACUACGUGCAAUUACACGAGAUGCUGUUCAACCCUUAUACUCUAUACAGCAAAAGAGGAGCCAAGGCCGCCGUCUCAUCGGCUAUGAUCACGCCCGUGCACAAUGUCGACCCUCAUGUUACCACCGAGCUAAGCAACCAUCUAUUCGAGCGACCAGUGGCCAUCAACAACACUAACAGUACUCUCCCGCAUAAAGCCGGACCCUGCGGCCUCGACCUCGUGUCCCUCAAUAUCCAGCGCGGCAGGGACCAUGGCCUGCCCGCGUACCCCGCCUGGAGGGAACACUGCGGCCUCUCCCGACCACAUACAUUUGAGGACCUCUCCGAUAUGUUUGACGAACAGUCGCUCAGUCGCAUUUAUAAAAUUUAUAAAAAUGUAGAUGACAUAGACCUAUACACCGGUGCUUUAGCAGAGGACCCCAAAGGUCGCCUGCUGGGACCAACGCUCAGUUGCCUCGUCUCCGAUCAAUUCCUGCGUCUCAAAGUUGGUGAUCGUUUCUGGUACGAGACGGCUGAUGAAACUGUGGGCUUUUCAAUCACCCAACUGGUAGAAAUAAGGAAAACAACAUUAGCUGGCGUGAUCUGUGCUAACGAGGAUCUCUUAGACCAGGCUCAGCCGCGGGUGAUGGAGGGUGUUGGGCCGACCAACCCACUCGUAGACUGUAAGGAACUGCCGCAACCAGAUUUUACACCUUGGAAAAAGAGCAAGUCUAAAAACAAGAAAGUGAAGUCCUAAACAUCAAUUAACAUUAUGACUACCUAAGUGCAAUGCUACGCGCGUAAUGGUGGCUGUUUGUCACCGUAAUUUAUUGUUUCUGUUAUCGAUUAGCUGUCAUUGGUAUGGAAUUCACUAAAUCGUCAUGUGGUCAAGUGCACGCGCUAUCGCAAGUAUUCUGAAGCAUGGUGACAAGAGACAGAAGGACACGGUGACUAUAAGUCCCCAGUGUACGCGUAACCAUACCGUCGCAUAUUUAGGUGCACUUCUGCCGCAAGUAUUCUCAAGCAGGAGACAAAAGUCUCUGUGACAAAGUAUCACUAGAACGUGCGUAAUUUUAAUUCGUAAAACAUACAAUUACAAAAAGAAGAGAUAUAGAAAAACAACAAGAUCAUAACACUGAUAUUUCAGUCGUCAUGAUAUAUUGUCUCGUGAUAUUUUCAUUUUGAAUGUAAUACUUUUUCUAAUGGGCAAAACAUUAAUAUUGUAAUUUAUCAUAUUUGUAUUAUCGCUGAUAAGAACACUCAAUACAAAUAAUAUAAAAGGAAAUAUCGAAUAUUUUCAUUAUUUAAAAUCAUUUGCUUUAUUACAAUGCCUUACUCAAUUUAUAUAUUACAAAUAUCACAAAUAUUGUUCCAUGUAAAUUGAUUUUAAAGAAGAAAUUGUAAAUAAUAAAUAUUGUCGAUUUAAGGCUGAUCUUGGGACCGAUUACUAUUUUCUACUGUAAUUUUUGCUUAGGAUGUGUGAAAAUUAAUAUAAUAAUUGCAAAUAGGAGAUACGCAUACUGCUCAUAUUACCUACUUAGUUUAACUUAGUUUUAUUUAUUGUUUUUAUUUUAAUUAUUAAAUGGCUAAUAUAUUAAUC